AGCCGACAAUGGAGCGUUCCACGAGCAUACAGAGCUACUACGCCGACAAGACGAUUUUGAUCACCGGAGCGACGGGCUUCGUCGGCAGCUACCUCGUCGAGAAACUGCUACGUUCGUGCCCCGACGUUAGACGAAUUUAUCUGCUGAUCCGCUCGAAGCGUCGCAAAGAUAGCGAAAGUCGUCUCGAGGAGUUCCUGAGCGAUGCGAUCCACAACGGCUUGAAGCAGAGCAAUCCGAGCGUUUUGAAGAAGCUGGCGGUCAUCACCGGCGAUCUCGAGCUUCCGAGGCUGGGGUUGAGCGAGGUGGACGAGGAGAAGAUCGUCAAAGAGGUUAAUUGUAUUUUUCAUGUCGGGGCGACCGUCAAGUUUACCGAGGAGCUCAGGCGUGCCAUUUUGAUCAACAUCGGUGGGACAGAUAGUCUCAUAGAGAUCGCGAAGAAGAUUGAAGAUCUUAAGUCUUUCGUGCACGUCUCCACAGCGUAUUCGCAAUGCAUACGCGACAUAGCAGACGAAGCCUUCUACGUACCCGAGGAGAAUUACACCGACCUGAUAACCAUGGCGAACACGAUCAGCAACGAGAAAUUGAACGAAAUGACUCCAACUAUUCUAGGCAAAUGGCCCAAUACGUACAGUUUUACGAAGAACAUCGCCGAAGAUCUGGUGAGGAAGAAGGGUACGGGUUUGCCGAUGGUAAUCGUGCGUCCGUCCAUAGUGAUCGCGCCGUAUCGCGAACCGACAACGGGCUGGGCGUCAUCCUACGAUCUCACGUCGCUUCUCGUCGCGACGAUCAACGUCGGCGUCGUGCACACGAUGUGCUGCGAUCCGAAGCACGUGGUCGAUCUGGUCCCCGUCGAUUUCUGCGUGAACCAAGCGAUCGCGGCCGGUUGGGCGGUGGGAAGGGAGUGGUCGAGAAUGUCGAAGAUUCCGAUUUAUAACUUCGUCAGCGGUCCACGAAAUCCAAUCACCUGGGGCCUGCAGAAGGACGUACUGGAGCGAAGCGAAUCCGCCCUUCCAUCGAAUCGGAAGAUAUUCCACCGCUACGUCCUCUACGGCACUAACAAGAAGAUGCUAGACCUAGUCGAGCUAUUUUACCUUCCCUUGAUGUACAUAGUAAACCUGAAGAGCUUCUUCCUAGGAAAAGUACACAUUACCCUAAAGACGCACAGGAAGAUAAGGGAGUUUUGUAAGGUCGUCGAGUUCGCCUCUUGCAAGGAGUGGUACUUCAAAGAUGACAACACGCAGAACCUCUGGAAUUUACUGGAGGAAGAGGACCGGGACGUCUUCUGCUUCGAUAUCAACUCGAUUGACUGGCAGACGUUCUCAGAUAGGAUUACGAAAGGGGUGCGACUGUAUAUUCUAAAGGACGACCUGUCAACGGUGGGGAGAGCCAGGACGAGAUCUCGCCUUCUGAAGAUCCUUCAGUAUUUCGUCGUCUCUGCUUACGUACUGUUACCUUUGUACAUAGUGCACAGGCUUGGCACAAUUAUACUGUAGCACUCGGAAUUAGUUAGUAGUCAUCUGUACAUUUCCCCAAUAAAUAAACUGCUCAUUUUAUGUAACAGA
Molecule: messenger RNA, 1562 nt
Organism: Photinus pyralis (common eastern firefly)
Lineage: Eukaryota; Metazoa; Arthropoda; Insecta; Coleoptera; Lampyridae
Product: putative fatty acyl-CoA reductase CG5065
Exons: 6
Coding region: 9-1493 (494 amino acids)
Biological process (GO): long-chain fatty-acyl-CoA metabolic process
Cellular component (GO): peroxisome
Molecular function (GO): alcohol-forming very long-chain fatty acyl-CoA reductase (NADP+) activity
Source: RefSeq, a predicted model, not a curated record